Molecule: messenger RNA, 2389 nt
Organism: Colossoma macropomum (tambaqui)
Lineage: Eukaryota; Metazoa; Chordata; Actinopteri; Characiformes; Serrasalmidae
Gene: chmp1b
Product: chromatin modifying protein 1B
Exons: 8
Coding region: 137-736 (199 amino acids)
Biological process (GO): protein transport; endosome transport via multivesicular body sorting pathway; late endosome to vacuole transport
Cellular component (GO): multivesicular body; ESCRT III complex
Source: RefSeq, a predicted model, not a curated record
GUCGUCACUCCAGCUGCGCAGAGGAGACGGAAGUCAGCGACGGGUGAGGGAGUGAGUGCAGAAAGAGGAAAACACACACUUUAAAACCCUUUUUCUGUUUGUCGUGUCGGGCUGUGUCUGAUCUCAGAGGAGCACCAUGCCGAAUAUGGAGCAGCAUUUGUUUAACCUGAAGUUCGCGGCCAAAGAGUUGCAGCGAAACUCCAAAAAAUGCGACAAAGAAGAGAAGGUGGAGAAAGCGAAAGUGAAAAAGGCGAUCCAAAAGGGUAAUAUGGAGGUGGCUCGUAUUCACGCCGAAAACGCCAUCAGACAGAAGAACCAAUCAGUGAACUUCCUCAGGAUGAGUGCCAGAGUUGACGCUGUGGCAGCAAGAGUGCAGACAGCAGUCACUAUGAACAAGGUCACUAAGUCCAUGGCAGGAGUGGUGAAGGGAAUGGACAUAACUCUGAAGAGCAUGAACCUGGAGAAGAUUUCAAGCCUGAUGGACAAAUUCGAGCGCCAGUUUGAAACUCUGGAUGUUCAGACACAACAGAUGGAGGACACCAUGAGCAGUACAACGACACUUACAACCCCACAGAGCCAAGUGGACACUCUGAUGCAGGAGAUGGCAGAUGAAGCAGGGUUGGAUCUCAACAUGGAGCUUCCACAGGGACAAACUGGAACAGUGGCCAGCAGCGUGGCGUCCACAGAACAGGAUGAGCUUUCUCAGAGACUUGCCAAACUCAGAGAUCAGAUGUGAGCAGAUCAACGUGAGUGUGUGUUUGUGAGAGAGGACAGACUGACUGUGUGUGUGUGUGUGGAACAGAUAUUGUGUUUAAUGUCCGUCAGAAGAUCCGGACUUCAUCAUUAUUCUCCAUUCUUGUGCGUCUUUACGGUUUAAUGACAUUUAAACCUUGUGUCCACACAAGGCUGCUUUUUUACGAGGCUCUACACAGAAAGUCUUGCACUUCAAGCAUUCAGGAAUGUGUUUCUGAUCUCAUCACACCUGCCUGCUGCUUCAAAAACGAACCAAUCAGUUUGUUUAUCAAUAACGCUGGCCGUUUCUUUAGGUCUGCCUGACCUUCACUGUGUGUGUUCAAUGUUGAUUUUCCAUCUGCAGAUGUUGACCGCGCUAAGCUUGUGGGACAACAUCAAGCUCAACAUCACUGUUUUUGCAGAUAAGACAUUGAAAAAAGGAUUAAAAAGCUCUUUGUGUGGACACAGGAACUCCUACCCAACACGAUAGCACCAUAACCAAACACUAUGAUGGUGAAAUACUUGUGUAAUGUGUAAAUACUUACCUCAGUUACUCCUUUCUCACUGUUAUGCUGUAGCACUUUAUCUAAAGCCUUGAUUUAUAACAUGAUGCUAAUAUGGUCAAAUGUUGUAGCCAUGAAUUUGCCUGCUCCCUUCUGCCUAAUGCUAAUUAUUAGCUAACAGGUUCUGUGCUUUUAGCAGUGUUAGCAUUUUUAUUGGUGCUUUCUUUAGUUCAGCACUGUGGGGGUGAAGAACAAAAUAAUAUUAGCUAAAAUGAAAAGAUUAGAGUGCUUUUAAUAACAGAUGUAUGUCUGUCAGUAUAAAUCACUGAGUGUGUUUACGUUAUGCAAUGCUUUAUAAAAUGAAGAUGCGGCAUGAAGUUUGAGUUUUACAUUACGCUUACAUCACAACUUUUUCUGUGAGUGUAUUGGCUGGUUGCAAAGCAGAAAUCUGAUUACUGCCUGACUCAUGUAGGCCCGGAGUUUCCCCAUUAUCUGAUUACUCAAGUGCAUAUGUUGAUCGGACUACUGACAAAAUCUGAUUUUCUGCUUUUAUCAGAUCAUUAAGUACAUGUAAAUGCACUCACUGAGUUAUUUUUAUUGAGAUCCUGCUGGUGUGGGUUUCCUCCCUUUCCAACUUGCACACACAAGCAAUUUGAGUGCUACUAGCACCCCCUUGUGGAGAAUCUACAGACAGCUAAACGCAGCUUUAUGAUGACCUGCGGAUGGAGUAACGUUGACAGCCCUGAACAGAUGUUAUAACUAAAGGCUGAAGAUAAAGUGCUACAAAAUGUUUUCUCUCCUGACUGUGUGAGAAUGUAUUUCUCUCAGUUUAUGCAAUAUUGGGUUAUAUAUCUCUUCCUCCGAUUUUCUUUUCAGUUUUCUUUUUCCUGUGUUUGUGUAAUAUGACACAUAUCUGAACAUUAAUGGUGAAUGAUUUCUUUUUUCUUUUUUUUUUUAUUUUCCCAGGGUACCUAAAUUUAUGUACAAUUUAAAAUGAUAUGGAAGCUUUAAGGCAAAAUCUCAAUUAUUUAUUUUCAUUUCUUUAUUAGGCUAGAUGAUCCAUAUCAGAAGUUCAUUAUGUUUUGUUUUCUUUUGGGGGAAAUACUGUCUGCUGACAAAGAUAAAGAAUUAAAAUAAAUAUUUUAUAACAUUUA